UAUAAGGUGCUACUGGAAGGAAUUUUUUAAUUUUUUUAAAUUUUGUUUUGACUACGGCAGACCAACAUGGCUACCUACCUGUAACUAAAAGAAGGGAAAGCAAGUGAAGGAAAUAAAAGAGAGCAAGGAAUUGCCUUUCUCCCCUCCUAAGGCAAGCUGCCUUUCUGAUCAGGCCUUUGGCUUUUCACUGUCUUAUGGUCUUUUAAGUCUUUUAGAGGGGUUUUUUUUUGGGGGGGGAGUUUUUAAUGUAUUUUCCUCCCUCCCCCUCUCUGGUUUUAACAUACCUAUGGCUUGUCUUUUUUGAAAGUCGCUUUGAGUUUCUGUUGGGGCCCCAGGGAAGAGACUACUAAAUUAAAUAGUGUCCAUUUUUAUUUUUAUUUAUUAAAAUUCUAUGCUGCCCUUCAUUGGAGGAUCACAGGGCAGCUUACAAUAUAAAAACACAAAAAUACAUAACAUGGUAACAGACAAAAGCGGUAACACCCUCCUAUGUGCCCGUGCACAUACACACAGUCGAAAAGUCUGUAGAUUGUUUAAUUAGCUGAAGGCCUGGAGAAGAAUGUUUUUGCCUGGUGCCCAAGGAUAUGUAGAAAGAGGCCAGCUGAGAGAGAACAUAGAGCAGCUUUUUACUAAGUUCGUGGAGGAAGGAAAAGCCACCGUACGGCUGAAGGAGCCAGCCGUGGACAUCUGUCUCAGCAAGGCAAAUGUUGGCCAGCUGAAGACUUUCCUCUCUGCAAUGAAGCUGGCUGACCGAGGCACCAAUGAGGAAAGCUUACAACUGUCCACCUUGGCCCCACCAAAAGCUUCUGAAGUUGAGAAGCCAAAGACAAAGAUGACCAUAACAUCCAGGAAGGAUUACCCUUUAACCCAGAACUUCCCGUACACUCUGGAGCAACUCCAGGCCUCUUACUGCAAAUUAGCCCGCAUUGAUAUGCGCAUACUUUGCCUGAAGAGUCUUCGGAAACUGGACUUGAGCCACAACCGUAUCAAGAAACUGCCAGCCACAAUUGGGGAUCUUGUGUCCCUCCAGGAGCUCAGUCUACAAGGCAACCUCCUGGAAUCCUUUGGCGUGGCCCUCUGUAAUUCCACCCUCCGAAGGUCGCUCCAGUCUCUGGAUCUCAGCCAGAACAAAAUCAAAGCGCUUCCAGCACAGUUCUGCCAGUUGCGGGAGCUCAUUCACUUGAAGUUGGACGACAAUGAUCUGAUCCGGCUGCCAUUCAAGAUUGGUCAACUGAGCCAGCUCCGCUUCUUGUCCGUGGCUCGGAACAAGCUCCCCUUUUUACCCAACAGCUUUGGAAAACUCUCCCUCGAGAGCCUGGAUUUAUUUGGCAAUCCUUUUGAGCAGCCCAAACCCCUUGCUCCUGACAUACAGCUAAAAAUACCAUUGACUUUGUGGGAAUAUUCAGCUAGAGCAACGAUUAAUUACAGGCUCCCGUACAGCUGCCACGUCCUUCCUUCUCACCUCUGUCACGAUCUGGACAUGUCAAAGAGCUGUCACUGUGGGCAGGCCUGCCUAAGCAGCUUCAUUCAGACGACCGUGACCGUGAAUCUCCACAGUGUGGCGCACACGGUUGUCCUUGUGGACAACAUGGGGAGCACAGAGGCUCCCAUCCUCCGCUACUUCUGCUCUCUGACUUGCUACUCUCAGUUCCUGGACAGACAUCUGCAAAGCGUCCGGUGACCUGAAACCGAAAACCGCAUGUGGCCUGAGAAGCCUCAUUCAGCAACAGUGGACAGACACUGUCUGAUAUCGGAAGGCAUUGCAGAGCCAAGAGAUCAGUUGUCUUCCAGACCUUUCCUUUUUUCAUCAUACAGAAAGAGCGAGGCAGGCUUGCAUUCUAAACAGAAUGCAGUUGAGCAAAGACUGCAGGUUCUUUAUGAAACUCACUUACCUGCAUAGAUCAGGGAAGCUCUUUGCCUGAGAGCGGCAGGUUAUGUUCAGGAUGUGACUAUCAUAUUCCUUCACCUUCCUGUUCAUCGCUAUGAUUGAGCUGGAGGACUCCUGUUGUGCCCCCAAGCAAGAACCUGUGCAUAUAAGGAUGCUGUUCUACCUACAAAAAUGGUUAGCGAUUUCUUAUUUAAAGGAGCUCAUGUUCAAAGUGUGUCUAGACGUUCGGCUGCAGUGGAGCCUCCCUGGACAGCAUGGGACUUGUUCGGACAAGCUCCAGGUUAUUUCAGCAGUCUCUUAAGAUCUGUUCCCUGAAAUGGUGUUCGCUCUGAACAGGACAGUGUUACUUGUUGACACAAAGUUUAUGCUGAUUUUUUUUAACGUUCAUGCCAUUGUCAAAAGGAAGUUUGUCACGUUCGCACAAACUGAUGCAAAACUAACGUGCUUCAAAACAAAAUAUUGUGGUGGCCAGUUCAUCAUAUAUUAAAAUUUGUACGCAGGAACUGGUUUUUCCGAGUACCAAAUGCAGGCAGUGAGUGUUUUGGGAAUGGUGCCCACAUGCAGAAAUUGUAGUUUUAAAGGACAUGGGUAUGUGAUGCAAGAAUGGAUUUUGCCUGUAAAAUGUGUGCUCUGUAUGCAAGGAUUAGUAUAGAGCACAUCAUAUGAAGCAACUUUGCAUCAAUAACUUCUGAAAGCCUCUUUUUUUCUUAAAAAGAAUAAAUAAAUGCUUAAGAGAG
Messenger RNA from Zootoca vivipara (common lizard), 2622 nucleotides. RefSeq names its product leucine rich repeat protein 1 (gene LRR1). The record is from RefSeq and is a predicted model, not a curated record. Lineage: Eukaryota; Metazoa; Chordata; Lepidosauria; Squamata; Lacertidae. Gene Ontology annotation, cellular component: cytoplasm. Gene Ontology annotation, molecular function: protein binding.